AUGCCUUACUUUCCCUUCUUCCAACACCUCGAACAUCUUUUUCUUCAAGACCACCUGCCUCUCACUAGCUGUGGGCUAAUACAGCGGAAUGCUGGAUGGCAUCAUCGAUCUGAGACGGGCACAUACUACGACUCCAUGCCCGAUGUCAUCAGCUACCUAUCCCCCAUUGCUUUGACAUUGAAGGCGAGUGAUCAAGAACAAGCUGCCAAACGCUCCAUGUCCUCCCUGGUCGAGAAAGGCCGGGCUUACCUCUAUGAAUUAAUGAUGAAGCAGGAGGGCUUGUUUGUGCCCCCCCGAACCUAUGGAGCAGUCGUCACUGCCCUCCACGGACUUCCCAUUUAA
Messenger RNA from Cryptococcus wingfieldii CBS 7118, 342 nucleotides. RefSeq lists its product as hypothetical. The record is from RefSeq and is a predicted model, not a curated record. The coding region runs from base 1 to 342 and encodes 113 amino acids. The transcript has 3 exons. NCBI's taxonomy places the organism in Eukaryota, Fungi, Basidiomycota, Tremellomycetes, Tremellales, Cryptococcaceae.